GCUGCUUCCAAAUCUUUCGUUGGCGUAAACAGCCGUUAAGUACAAGACCAAUCUGACUUCUGCUUUCAUAGGAAUUGCCUUCCACCGUAAGAACACUGUCGUAGCAACAAGACCGUCGACUCAAAGCGGCUCACCUGCUGUCAACAUGUCCGACGACGAACAGCUAGAACCUCUUUCACCGACACUUCAGAAUGUGCUGGACCAGCAGAGCUUGCGCUGGAUGUUUGUUGGCGGUAAAGGUGGUGUUGGAAAGACGACCACGAGCUGUUCUCUGGCUACCCAACUAGCAAAAGUGAGGGAAUCGGUUCUCCUCAUAUCGACGGACCCGGCACACAAUCUAUCCGACGCGUUUGGACAGAAAUUCUCAAAAACGCCGACUCUCGUGAAUGGAUACGACAAUCUCUACGCCAUGGAAAUUGACCCUACGGGAAGCAUUCAGGAAAUGAUUGAAAAUGCUCAAGAAUCAGGAGUACAAUCGCAUCUGCAGGAUAUGGCGUUCGCGAUACCCGGCGUUGAUGAAGCCAUGAGUUUUGCUGAAGUCAUGAAACUGGUGAAGUCAAUGGAUUACUCUUGCAUUGUUUUUGACACAGCCCCAACUGGCCACACCCUCCGUUUCCUGUCAUUCCCCACGGUGUUGGAGAAAGCUCUUGGGAAGCUCUCCCAGUUUGGAGGCAGAUUUGGUCCCAUGUUUCAGCAGAUGAGCGGAAUGAUGGGAAUGUCGCCCAAUCAGGAGGAUAUAUUUCAAAAGCUGGAAGGUAUGCGGACGGUAAUUCAAGAGGUCAAUGCGCAAUUUCAAGAUCCUGAGAAGACAACAUUCAUCUGUGUUUGCAUCUCUGAAUUCUUGUCACUCUACGAAACGGAGCGCAUGAUUCAGGAGUUAACGUCGUUCCAUAUUGAUACGCACAAUAUUGUUGUCAAUCAGCUUUUGCAUCCUCCAAAGGGGUCCACAUGCGAACAUUGCUCUGUGCGGUCAAAAAUGCAAGCCAAAUAUCUGGAACAAAUACACGAGUUGUACGAAGAUUUUCAUAUUGUAGAAAUGCCCUUGCUUACCAAGGAGAUACGAGGGGUAGACAGCAUCAAAGAAUUUUCUGAGCUGCUGGUUCAUCCUUACCAGCCAUCUGAAUAAAUAACUGUCAGCAACGGUGGCGAUCGCCACGAAGAUCACAGGCUUCUCCCAUCCAGGCCAUCCAAAUAUAACCUCUAAAUAGGACAUUUAUUGAUCAUAAUACUUCUGCUUCAAAUGCCU
Messenger RNA from Spizellomyces punctatus DAOM BR117, 1246 nucleotides. Its product is annotated as ATPase GET3. Gene Ontology annotation, molecular function: ATP binding; ATP hydrolysis activity. The coding region runs from base 146 to 1126 and encodes 326 amino acids. The transcript has 10 exons. Gene Ontology annotation, cellular component: GET complex. Gene Ontology annotation, biological process: post-translational protein targeting to endoplasmic reticulum membrane. NCBI's taxonomy places the organism in Eukaryota, Fungi, Chytridiomycota, Chytridiomycetes, Spizellomycetales, Spizellomycetaceae. The record is from RefSeq and is a predicted model, not a curated record.